GUUUUAGCGAAUAAUUUGAUUUAUAAUUGAUAAUAUUAAUAAUGAUCAUAUUAAUGAAUGACCAAAUAAUAAGUUUCAUCUUUUUUUUUUUUAUUUUAUUAUGUAUACGCAUACACAUUAUACGUUAUUUAGUUAUACAUUAUACGUUAUAUACGCAUACACAUUAUACACAUUAUACGUUUUAUAGCAUACACAUUAUAUUCAUAUUAUACUUUUUAAAUAUUUCAUAUUAUGUAUUAAAUGAUGUCAGAUAUGUCAUGUCAAGUCUCGGAAAAAGGAUGGAAUUUUAUGUAAUUAAAAAGGAUUAAUCAUUUUCGGAAUUUAAUAUGAUCAUGUGGGACAAAUUAUGGGAUGUUCAAACAAAAGGUUUUGGGUAAAGUUUGGGUAAGGUCACAAGACAAGUAUAUUAUAAUAUACAGUAAUAUAUAUUAAUAUAUUAAUAUAUUAUAUAUUAUAUAUAUAUAUAUAUA
Messenger RNA from Rhizophagus irregularis DAOM 181602=DAOM 197198, 470 nucleotides. The record is from RefSeq and is a predicted model, not a curated record. Lineage: Eukaryota; Fungi; Glomeromycota; Glomeromycetes; Glomerales; Glomeraceae.